AACUCCACCUCGCCGUCCUGAGCCACAGGCACAACCCCUGAAGAGAAACCCACCCCACAAGUGAGUGAUCUCAAAGGCUUGAACUCCAACCAAGCUGCAUGAGCUCAGAGCUGCAGGGCUGAGCUGUCCCGGCCGGAUCUGCUGCGCUGCGAGCAGGCAGCGCUGAUUUUUUGGGAAUUCUCCGAGCCAUGGAGUGGAGGCAGCUCCUCUGCAUCUCUGUCUGCCUGCUGGAGCUGGCUGGCUGUGCUGCACAGACCACGACAGACACCCCCACACCAACAGGCACGGCUGGGACACCCGGGGACAGCAGCAGUGACACAGCCAGCAAUGCCAGCACACCCAGCACGGCCACAGGAGACACCAGCAGUGCCACAGCAACCUCUGCUGGAGCCACAGCCGGGCCUGUGGCCACCAAAGUGACAUCAACAGAGAGCUCUGGGCAGGAGGGGAUGAGCCCCCAGCCCAGCACAUCCCCCACAUCGCUGACAGUCACCCCCAUGAAGCCAGACAGGACCCCGGGGGUCUCCACAACCCAGAGCCCCCCAGGGACCCAGCCCAAGGACGGGGCACACACCCUGGUUCCCACGGUGGCCAGGACCAGCUCUGCGGCCACCCAGGAGCAGCGUGCGGUGACAAAUGCCACCACAGCCCUGCACAGCCCUGAGCCUACCCUCCCUGCCAUCCAGUGUCACACGGCCAGAGGCGAGGGGGACACCGGAGCCAUCUGCCUGCAGCUCAACCAGUCCAGCUCCUGCGAACAAUUUUUAGGCAGCAAGGGGUUUGAUUUAUUUCAAGCAAUAUGUGGAAAUAGAAGCCAGAGCGUGGACUCCCCCUGUGAGAUCAAACUCACCCCAUCCAGCCUGGACAGCGACUGUUUGCUCCUCACCCUCAAAGGAGAGAAAGAUCCUGACAAACUCCUGCACGUGCUCCAGAAGUCUGACUGGGAAAAGUUUGGAAUAGCAUCCCUUAAAAAGGAGAGCGGGAGGAGCCAGCAGGACCCUGCCAGGAGGACCCUGAUCGCCCUGGUGACAUCUGGGCUGCUGCUGGCCCUGCUGGGGCUGGCUGGCUAUUUCCUGAUGAAGAGGCGCAGCUGGAGCCCCGCCGGAGAGAGGCUGGCUGAAGACCCCUACUACACGGAGCACGGCAGCCAGGGGAACACCCUGCUGAUGACACCGUCCCAGGAGCCAGCAGAGCUGCAGGAGAAGCCCAACGUGCCCAGCCUGAACGGGGCCACCCAGGAGAACGGGACGGGCCAGGCGUCCUCCAAGAACGGCCACUCGGGCCGGCAGCACAGCCCCGCUGACACCGAGAUGUGACCGGCCCCGAGUCCCCAGGGCCACCACAGGGACAGGCAGGGUCAUUCCUGUGCACAGGCAGGGCACAUUUCUGUGCAUGGACACGCAGGGAAUUGCAGACACUCUGUAUUGUUGUUAUUGUCUCUGUGAAGAACUUUAAAAUCAGCCUAAAGCACACUGAGGGUCAGAGCUGCCAAAGAGCAGCUUCUCUGCCUCCUCCUCCUCCUUCUCCUCCCUCUGACCACACAGGACACUUUUUUGCAGCUGUUCUGUGCUUUUGUUGUUAGAAGAACAUCAGGACAAAUGCCAGUGCCCUUAGCCCUCCCCAGCUCUUCAGCAGAGCUGGACUCCAAGCAGCCCAGAUUUCUGGGAGCAAUAUGUUAGGCUGACUAAAGCAGUUAAAUUGGGAUUGCAGUGACAAAAGCCUCUCAGGUUUCAGAUAGUUUUGGUUAACAGAGUUGUUUAUAAUCUCAUCUUUAUGUUUAAGUGCAGGAUUUCUUCCUCUUGUGAGACCAUCAGGCAUUUAACCCCUUCCUGAGCUCUAGGGCUCCUUUACUCUUUCCUACUCCAGCAGAAUUUGCUGAAGCUCUGUGUAAAACUUCCCACAUGGAAUUGAAGGCUGAAAUGUCAGCUCAUUUCUCUUUGAAUCCUACCAGGACUGUGUCCUGAAGUUAUUUUUAGAGGAAAAAACCAUCCCCAGCCUCAUCCUGCCAGGGGCUGGGGGCUGUGGCAGGCAGAGCCAGCGAUUUAUCCCUGAGUGAGAUGGAGAGCACCGGGCAGGGCUGUGGGGCUCUGAGGGUGCCAGGGCUGGGACCCUCCCUGGGGCAGGAAUUUGGGUGUGAGAGGUGCCAGAGAGCUCCCAGAGGGAUGAGGGAGACAAAACUCUGCACUGGGGGUUCCUGUCUGCACCAGCAGCAGGGUCAGGAACAGAGCAGGGACAGGAACAGAGCAGGGACAGGAACAGAGCUGAGUUCUCAUUUUGGGCACCCAGCAGGGACAGGAACAGAGCUGGGUUCUCAUUUUGGGCACCCAGCAGGGACAGGAACAGAGCUGAGUUCUCAUUUUGGACACCCAGCAGCACGGACAGGAGCACCUCUGAGCCCUCUCUGUGCUCACCCUGCUCCUGAGGGAAGCUGCUGGAGCCACAGCAGGGGAACCAGGGACCCUGGGCAGGUUUGUUCCCCAUCCCAAGCACGUUUUAGGGAGCCAAAGCCCUGAUUGUGCCAGCCCCGUGCUGCUGGUGCCAGACAGGAGGGGUGGGGGCUCAACACGAGCACCAGCAGCGACCUCCACACCCAAAAUGAGCCCAAACCCGGCCCUUGAACUGCUCUACCUUCACGAGUGAAUUCAUCCCAACCUCCUCUCGGUGUUGAGGGGAAGGGUUUUUUUCUGGUACCGUGCUCAAAGCAAUGACAGCAGCAUCCAUCACCACCUGGGGCUGCUUUUUGUGGGUGCAAGAGUCGCUUAAACGCAAUUAAAACAUUCCAGGCUGUUUGCUUUGGUGUGAAUUGCUUCUCCCAGAUCUCCUUGUAAAUAAUCCCGGCUGGAAAAAGAAAAAUAAUGAAGUACUAAA
Molecule: messenger RNA, 2868 nt
Organism: Catharus ustulatus (Swainson's thrush)
Lineage: Eukaryota; Metazoa; Chordata; Aves; Passeriformes; Turdidae
Gene: CD34
Product: CD34 molecule
Exons: 9
Coding region: 189-1316 (375 amino acids)
Biological process (GO): cell-matrix adhesion
Cellular component (GO): membrane
Source: RefSeq, a predicted model, not a curated record